Molecule: messenger RNA, 831 nt
Organism: Procambarus clarkii (red swamp crayfish)
Lineage: Eukaryota; Metazoa; Arthropoda; Malacostraca; Decapoda; Cambaridae
Source: RefSeq, a predicted model, not a curated record
AUGUAUAGCACCCCAUGGCCCAGGAAGAGACCAUAUUGCACCCCAUGGCCAAGGGAGAGACCAUAUAGCACUCCAUGGGCCAGGGAGAGACCAUAUACCACCCCAUGGCCCAGGGAGAGACCAUAUAGCACCCCGUGGUCCAGGGAGAGACCAUAUAGCACCCCAUGGUCCAGGGAGAGACCAUAUAGCACCCCAUGGCCCAGGGAGAGACCAUAUAGCACUCCAUGGCCCAGGGAGAGACCAUAUAGCACUCCAUGGCCCAGGGAGAGACCAUAUAGCACUCCAUGGCCCAGGGAGAGACCAUAUAGCACCCCAUGGCCCAGGGAGAGACCAUAUAGCAUUCCUUGGCCCAGGGAGAGACCAUAUAGCACUCCAUGGCCCAGGGAGAGACCAUAUAGCACUCCAUGGCCCAGGGAGAGACCAUAUAGCACUCCAUGGCCCAGGGAGAGACCAUAUAGCGCCCCAUGGCCCAGGGAGAGACCAUAUAGCACCCCAUGGCCCAGGGAGAGACCAUAUAGCACUCCAUGGCCCAGGGAGAAACCAUAUAGCACUCCAUGGCCCAGGGAGAAACCAUAUAGCACUCCAUGGCCCAGGGAGAAACCAUAUAGCACUCCAUGGCCCAGGGAGAGCACCCUUCAUGGCCCAGGGAGAGACCAUAUAGCACCCCCAUGGCCCACAGGGGUAACCCUCCAUGUGCACCAAAGGUGCUCCAUGACUCUGAGGUGCAUCCUUCACGCAGCUUGUCCCGGCGUGUGUUCGAUGCUCAGCCACGUAUACGGAGCCUGUCCAUCUUUCCGCCAUCAUGGCGGCCUUGUUUACAUCCAUUUAUAA